ACGUCAGGACCCGAACACUGCGCACGCGCAGCCGCUCCACAGACAACGGUACCGGAGUCACAACAACCGACAGCAACUCACCGUGACCGGCCUGUAGCUCGGUGACUGUCCGCCUAUCGGAGGCCGGGACCGGCGCUGCUGCCUGACACGGGCCGGGGGACAGAGCCCCAGCGGACCCGUGGAGGAGGAGCCGGAUUCCAGUCUCUGCCCCGAACACUCGUUCAGUCCGGUCGAAUGUUACCAGCGGGGCGGGCAGCGCGGAGCAGCCGCUGAUUCGCACCGAUAACCCGGGUAGUCCUCACCGUGUGUCCGCUCACAGACAAACUCCGGAUGGAUCCGUCCUGUCGCUAACCGCUGCUAACAUUAGCAGCCGGGCUACAUGCUAACAGGCUAACGAGUAGCUCCGCAGCGUCACGCCUGGUACCGUUGAUGUGAGCGGCUAACGACCACCAUGCUGUGAUCCGGUAACGGCUCCCUCCCGUUAGCUGCUAGCCGCGGAGCGACCCGCCAGCUGCGGGACGUCUGGCCGCAGACAGCUCUGCGUACAGCGGCGGACGAUGGUCGCAGUGACGGCAGCUGCUCUGGAGGAUCGGCCCGUCUCAGCUCUGCGCUCCGCUCUUCCUGGUGGACCCGGACAGACCCGGACAGACCCGCACAGCGUUCAUGUAAACCGGUGAGCCGUGCGUGUCGGUCCGGUUGCGGCGCUCAGACCCCGCACACCCCGCACACCCCGCAGCAGACAUGCAGGCGGCUCAGCUGCAGUACGACUUCUUCAACGAAGAGAACUCUCCGAAAUGGAGAGGCCUGCUGGUCCCUUCACUGGAGAAGGUACUGAAACAGGUGCAUCCUACCUUGGGGUCCCAGCAGGAGGCGCUGCAGUACAUCGAGGAGCUGAUCCUGCUGCUGCUCAGUAUGUUGUGUCAGGCUCAACCACGAAGUGUUCAAGAUGUAGAGGAGCGUGUUCAGAAGAGUUUUCCUCACCCCAUCGAUAAGUGGGCGAUCGCUGACGCUCAGGCCGCCAUCGAGAAGAGGAAGAGGAGGAAUCCACUGGCUCUUCCUGUCGACAAGAUCCACCCACUGCUCAAGGAGGUGCUGGGCUAUAAGAUUGACCACCAGGUGUCAGUAUACAUGGUGGCGGUGUUGGAGUACAUCUCAGCUGACAUCCUGAAACUGGCAGGAAACUACGUGAGGAACAUUCGACACUACGAGAUCUCACAGCAGGACAUCACUGUGGCCAUGUGUGCAGACAAGGUUUUGAUGGACAUGUUCCACCAGGACGAGGAGGACAUCAGUGGUUUCCCUCUGAUGGACGAGGAGCCGUCAGCCAAUGAGGAGCAGAGUUACUAUGAGCUGGUGAGGAGCUUCAUGUCCGACGGUCGUCAGUACCUGAGACACCUGAACCUUCUGAUCAAGGUGUUCAGAGAACCAUUCACCUCCAGCCCCAUGCUGUUCUCUCCACACGAUGUGGACAGUAUCUUCAGUCGGAUCGUGGAUAUCCAUGAGGUGACGGUGAAGCUGUUGGGUUUGAUUGAAGACACAGUGGAGAUGACGGAUGAUGGAAGUCCUCAUCCUCUGGUGGGAAGCUGCUUUGAGGACCUGGCUGAGGAGUUGGCCUUUGACCCCUAUGAGACGUACGCUCAGGACAUCCUCCGUUCUGGUUUCCAUGAACACUUCCUCAGUCAGGUGUCCAAACCUGGAGCUGCCUUCCACCUGCAGUCCAUCUGUGAAGGUUUUAAAGAAGCUGUUCAGUAUGUUCUGCCCAGACUGCUGCUCACACCUGUUUACCACUGUCUGCACCUGUUCGACAUCCUCAAGCAACUGGAGGAGAAGAGUGAGGAUGAGGAGGAUAAAGAGUGUGUGAAACAGGCCAUCACUGCUCUACUGAACCUGCAGAGCAGCAUCGAGAGGAUCUGCUCCAGGAGCCUCGCUAAGCGGAGGCUCAGCGAGUCAGCGUGUCGUUUCUACAGCCAUCAGAUGAAGGGGAAGCACCUGGCCAUCAAGAAGAUGAACGAGAUCCAGAAGAACAUUGAUGGCUGGGAGGGGAAGGACAUUGGUCAGUGCUGCAAUGAGUUCAUUAUGGAAGGCACUCUGACCCGUGUGGGCGCCAAACACGAGCGCCACAUCUUCCUCUUUGACGGCCUGAUGAUCUGCUGCAAGUCUAACCACGGCCCUCCACGGCUUCCCGGGGCCGGCUCCACGGCAGAGUAUCGGCUCAAAGAGAAAUUCUUCAUGCGGAAAGUCCAGAUCAAUGACAAGGACGACAAGGAGGGCGAGUACCGGCACGCCUUUGAGAUAAUCCUAAAAGAUGGGAACAGUGUUGUGUUUGCAGCCAAGACUGCAGAGGAGAAGAACGGCUGGAUGGCGGCGCUGAUCUCGCUGCAGUACCGCAGCACGCUGGAGCGCAUGCUGGACUCCGCCAUGCUGCAGGAGGAGAAGGAGGAGCAGAUGAGGCUGCCGGGAGCAGAGGUGUACCGAUUCGCCGAGCCAGACUCGGAGGAGAACGUUGUGUUUGAAGAGAACGUCCAGUCCAAGUCCGGAAUCCCCAUCGUCAAAGCAGGGACGGUCCUGAAACUAAUCGAGAGGCUCACCUUCCACAUGUACGCAGAUCCAAACUUUGUCCGAACAUUUCUGACCACCUACAGGUCGUUCUGUAAACCUCAGGAGCUGCUGGACCUGCUCAUGGAGAGGUUUGAGAUCCCGGAGCCGCGACCCAACGAGACGGAUCACAUGGAGGGAGGCGAGCAGCCGCUCAGCGCUGAACUCAAACGCUUCCGCAAAGAGUUUGUUCAACCGGUCCAGCUCAGAGUACUGAAUGUGUGUCGUCACUGGGUGGAGCAUCACUUCUAUGACUUUGAGAGAGACUCUUACUUGUUGAGACGACUGGAGGACUUCAUCGCCUCAGUCCGAGGUAAGGCGAUGAGGAAGUGGGUGGAGUCAAUCACUAAGAUCAUCCAGAGGAAGAAGCAGGUUCAGGUGAGCGUUCCCAGUCACAGCAUCACCUUCCAGAGCUUGCCUCCUCCAAUCGAGUGGCACAUCUGUAAACCAGGAAACAGCGAGCAAUUCGAUCUUAUGACGCUGCAUCCCAUCGAGAUUGCCCGACAACUCACUCUGCUCGAGUCCGAAUUCUACAGGGCGGUGCAGCCGUCGGAGCUGGUCGGCAGCGUCUGGACCAAAGAGGAUAAAGAGAUUCACUCUCCUAACCUGCUGAGGAUGAUCCGACACACGACCAACCUCACCCUUUGGUUUGAGAAGUGCAUUGUGGAAACAGAGAACCUAGAGGAGCGAGUGGCUGUUGUUUCUCGAAUCAUCGAGAUCCUGCAAGUUUUUCAGGAACUCAACAACUUUAACGGGGUUCUCGAGGUCGUCAGCGCCAUGAACUCCUCACCUGUCUAUAGACUGGACCACACCUUCGAGCAAAUUCCGAGUCGACAGAGAAAAAUCCUUGAGGAAGCUCACGAGCUGAGUGAAGAUCACUACAAGAAAUAUUUAGCCAAACUGCGCUCGAUCAACCCCCCCUGUGUCCCCUUCUUUGGAAUCUACUUGACCAACAUCCUGAAGACAGAGGAGGGAAACCCCGACUUCCUGCGCCGUCACGGCAAAGAUCUGAUCAACUUCAGUAAGAGACGGAAAGUGGCUGAAAUCACCGGAGAGAUCCAACAGUACCAGAACCAGCCGUACUGUCUGAGGGUGGAGAACGACACCAGGAAGUUUUUCGAGAACCUGAACCCAAUGGAGGACAUGUCAGAGAAGGACUUUGCUGAUCAUCUGUUCAACAAAUCUCUGGAGAUUGAACCUCGAAACGCCCGAUCGUUACCUCGGUUUGUGAAGAAGUACACGUGUCCUCUGAAGUCUCCCGGGAUCCGGCCCACCUCAGCAAGACCCGGCACCAUGCGACACCCGACCCCGCUGCAGAACGAGCCCAGGAAGAUCAGCUACAGCCGCAUCCCCGACUCCGAGGCCGAGGGGGUCGCGGUCUCUGCCCCCAACUCCCCCCGCACCCCCCUGACCCCGCCCCCUGCCUCUGCCGCCUCCAGCUCCACUGACGUAGGAAGUGUCUUUGAUUCGCCACAGGGUCCCAGCAGCCCCUUCCACUCCAACUGCGACAGUAUCUUUGCUGUGUUCUCUCUUCCUCAUGGUCCACGGUCGUCCUCUGUCUCCUCCAUGGUGAGUUUCAGUCGGGGCUCAGAAGACGCUCCUGUUCCUCCUCCUGUUCCACCUCGAAGACGACCAGAGUCGGCCCCGGCUGAGUCCUCCCCCUCCAAGAUGAUGUCGAAGCUGGACAGCCCCGCCGUCCCCCCUCGUCAGCCCACAUGUAAGCUCCUCCCCCCUCGUUACUCAUCAUCGUUGUCAUCGUCAUCCCCCCCUGACAGCCCCCCCUCGCUGCCUCCUCGGGAGCCCCUUAGUUCUCCUCUUCACCUGCUCCCCCAGGGUCCUCGCUGUGACCUGCUGCCUCAGGCCUUCUUCCCCUCCACCACCACCUCCUCACCCUCCAUCAGUUCCAUCCCCACCACCUCCUCGCCCCCUCCUCCGCCCACCCCCAUCACCCCCAGCCCAACUCCUGCCUCCAGGAAGAUGCCUCUCUCCCCACCCCUCGUACCCCUGGAUGGACCCCCAAUACCCCCCCGACACAGUGUCCCCAAACUCCCCCAGACUUACAAGAGGGAGUCUCUGAGCCACGCCCCCUUGCUGGACACCCCCCCUGCACUGUGAUGGGACAAGUGGGCGGAAGGUGUUGGACAACCUGGGUGGGGGCGGAGCUCUGUUAGUUAACACUACAGCUGAUUGGAUCAGAGUAGAAAAUGGAUUUCAACACACCUGAUCGACCAAUCAGGACUCUGAUCCAGUCCAAACUGAGACAAAAUACAAGACUGAUCAUGUGCUCUUAUUCUGAAAAACGACAUGAUUGUGGCCUCCAGCAGAACGUCAGAGAACGUUUGGAGAACAUUAGUUGAACAUUCGUCUGUGGUCAGAAGUUCAUUUCUGUUUCUUGUCUGUGAGCUGAGACCUAAUGGGACCUGUUGGGACUGACCUGAUGGGACCUGUUGGGACUUGAUGCGACCUGAUGGGACCUGUUGGGACUUGAUGGGACCUGAUGGGACCUGUUGGGACUUGAUGGGACCUUUGUUGAGCAGACUCGUGAAGAGAGGAUUGUGGGUAAUGUGGUCCUCCACAGACCCACAUGGACAUAGUUUUAGGCGUUGGUGGUUCAGGAUCCGUCAGGUACUGGAUCAGGACCACAAAGGUACUGAAGUGGUUCUGAUAAUGUAACGUGAUGAUGCUUCUUAAAAACAAGGGAAUAAACGUGUUUCUAUGACGACACAA
Molecule: messenger RNA, 5322 nt
Organism: Hippoglossus stenolepis (Pacific halibut)
Lineage: Eukaryota; Metazoa; Chordata; Actinopteri; Pleuronectiformes; Pleuronectidae
Product: son of sevenless homolog 1-like
Biological process (GO): Ras protein signal transduction; positive regulation of GTPase activity
Cellular component (GO): nucleosome; plasma membrane
Molecular function (GO): DNA binding; guanyl-nucleotide exchange factor activity; protein heterodimerization activity
Source: RefSeq, a predicted model, not a curated record